Sinocyclocheilus grahami is the source of this 2517-nucleotide messenger RNA. Its product is annotated as anoctamin-5-like. The coding region runs from base 249 to 2264 and encodes 671 amino acids. Gene Ontology annotation, cellular component: plasma membrane. Lineage: Eukaryota; Metazoa; Chordata; Actinopteri; Cypriniformes; Cyprinidae. Gene Ontology annotation, biological process: chloride transmembrane transport. Gene Ontology annotation, molecular function: protein dimerization activity; chloride channel activity. The record is from RefSeq and is a predicted model, not a curated record. The transcript has 16 exons.
AGUGGGCACUUCUGAUCCGCUGCUCGCAGGGCAGAGACGGAGCACGGGGCGUGGGCUCGGACUGAGCUCGAUCCUACAAAUACACAACAGACUCACAUGUUUAACAGGCUAUACAACAGGACACUUGAUUAACAUGAAUCGUGGGAGGUCGAGUGAUGAGACGCUUAUAGAGAUGGACCGAACUGCUUGGUCCGGCGGCGGUGGAUAAGCAGCAGCAGAGUAAGGACUCUGUGUACUUCAGAGAUGGCAUGCGGAGGAUAGAUUUCGUUCUGUCUUACAUCGACGACAAGGACGGAGAAAAGAAACAGGAUCGAAGGAAGGAGUUUGAGGCUAACUUAGAGAAAGCUGGACUUGAGCUGGAGACGGAGGACAAAUCUGAGUCUGAAGAUGGGAGGACAUACUUCCUGAAGAUCCAUGUCCCAUGGGAAGUGCUGGCAACAUAUGCAGACGUUCUAAAAAUCAAAGUGCCUUUUAAAACCAACGAUAUUACUGAUAAAAAAGACGUGCCCAUGAGCUGGCUCUGUACUCCCUACCGUCUGCCCGAGCAUGUGAUGCAACCUGAGCCCGACUAUUUCACCGCCACCUUUGACAAGAGCAAGAUUGACUUCUUCCUCAUCGAGGACAAAGAAACCUUCUUUCCUCCGUCCACACGGAACAGGAUUGUAUAUUACAUCCUUUCCCGAUGUCCGUACAGUAAAGAAGACAAGGAUAAGAAGGGCAUCAAGAGGCUGCUGAACAACGGGACUUACGCAGCUGCCUUCCCUCUGCAUGACUCUAGGUACUGGACCAGGUCUCGUGAUGCUAAUUGUGAGAGUGAACGUUAUGCCUUGUAUAAAUACUGGGCUCGUUUCAGCCGCUUUUACAAGGAGCAGCCGCUCAACCUCAUACGGAAGUACUAUGGAGAGAAGAUCGGCAUCUACUUCGCUUGGCUGGGUUUCUACACAGAGAUGCUGACCUAUGCCGCAGUUGUUGGUCUGCUCUGUUUCAUCUAUGGUGUGGCCAGCUUUGAUGAAAACGUCUGGAGUAAAGAGAUCUGUAAUAAAACCAUUGGUGGGCAGAUUGUCAUGUGUCCUCUCUGUGAUAAGAAAUGUGGCUACUGGAUGCUCAGCACAACCUGUAGCUCCUCAUGGCAAUCGUAUCUGUUUGACAACACAGCGACGGUGUUCUUUGCAAUAUUCAUGGGAAUAUGGGUGACUCUGUUCCUGGAGUUCUGGAAGCGGCGUCAGGCUCGACUGGAGUACGAGUGGGAUCUGGUGGACAUGGAGGAAGAGCAGCAACAGCUGCAGCUCAGACCCGAAUACGAGACCAAGUGCACCCACCGCCGGCUCAACCGCGUCACGCAAGAGAUGGAGCCUUAUUUACCUCUAACAAGCAAGUUUGCUCGUUCAGUACUGUCCGGGGCCACCGUCCUCUUCUGGAUCUCUCUGAUUAUCGCCAGUAUAAUCGGUGUGAUUGCGUACCGUCUGGCGGUGUUUGCGGCAUUUGCCAGCAUUAUGAAGGACAGCCCCACCAAUAAGCUGGAUGUGGUUGGAUCCCUUAUCACGCCGCAGUUAGCCACAUCCGUCACGGCUUCCUGCAUCAACUUUGUCAUCAUCAUGAUUCUGAACUUCCUGUAUGAGCGUGUAGCCAUAAAGAUCACUGAUAUGGAGGUUCCCAAAACCCAUGUGGAGUACGAGAACAAGCUAACGGUGAAGAUGUUCCUCUUCCAGUUUGUCAACUACUAUUCCUCUUGCUUCUACGUCGCAUUUUUUAAGGGCAAAUUUGUGGGCUACCCUGGAGACUAUGCCUACAUGUUUGGCAAGUGGAGAAAUGAAGAGUGCGAGCCAGGCGGCUGUUUGAUUGAGUUAACCACUCAGUUAGUGAUCGUGAUGGUGGGUAAACAGGUGUGGGGGAACAUACAGGAAGCUCUCGUCCCCUGGCUGUGUAACUGGUGGGUGAGCAGAAGCGCUCGUAAUCAUCCGGAGAGUCUGUACAGCCGCUGGGAGCAGGAUCAUGACCUGCAGAGCUUCAGUCAGCUCGGCCUCUUCUACGAGUACCUGGAGAUGGUUAUCCAAUUUGGCUUCAUCACCCUGUUUGUGGCCUCUUUCCCGCUGGCUCCUCUGCUGGCUCUGAUGAAUAAUAUCUUGGAAGUGCGAGUAGACGCUUGGAAAUUCACCACUCAGUUCCGCCGGCCCGUGGCAGCCAAAGUGCACAACAUCGGCGCAUGGAACGAGAUCCUCAACAUGAUCGCUGUUUUCUCAGUGGUUACCAAUGUGAGUCUGUAGUAAUAAUGAGUCGGGAACCACUUUGACUACAUCAGAGUUCGUUGAACAAUUCAAACUGAUUGUUCAGUGAGUCUUUUGGACUGAUUCAUUAACAAGAACCAGCUUAUAUGAAUUUUUAGUACACCUACAUCUAGGGCUGUCACGAUUCCUCGAUUCAACCGAGUACUCGAUUUGAAAAAAUCCUCGAUUGAAUUUUGCCCAUGUCGAGUAACUGGCAAAAUACCGAAAGUGGCGCAUUUCAUGGACGAGAAAA